Lucilia sericata (common green bottle fly) is the source of this 1825-nucleotide messenger RNA. RefSeq names its product pollen-specific leucine-rich repeat extensin-like protein 1. Bases 171 to 1733 code for a protein of 520 amino acids. The transcript has a single exon. The record is from RefSeq and is a predicted model, not a curated record. Lineage: Eukaryota; Metazoa; Arthropoda; Insecta; Diptera; Calliphoridae.
CAAAAACAUAAAACAGUUUAGCAAAAAUUAACAAAAAGAAAGAACCUAAAGGCAAAAAUAUCAUAAAUCAGAUUAAAGUGCAUUUGUUGUAACGUAUACAUUUUCGUAACCUAUUUGUAAAUUUUUUGUUAAAUAGCAAAAAAUUAUUGCUGAACAGCGAUUUUUGUUUAAUGGCCAAUAUCAAACAGAAAUUGAAAUCAAUUUAUCCAAGUAGUUGCAUAGAAAAUUUCAAAGGGACUGGUUGGCAUAUAAAAAAGUUGUUCCUAAAACUAAUAAAAAUUUUGGAAAUGUUUACCUUGAAAUCCUUUUGUUUAAUAUGGUUUCUCUUGGGCAUCGUCGCGGAGAUAAUGUCAGAGGAUUAUUUACAUUUCGGCGGUACCGAGGAAGAGUCUAGACAGGCAGCGUAUUAUUUGUCUGCCGAUAGUGGUUCUAAUAUAGGUCCUACGGAUGAGUUGAAACGUACACAGCGUUCAUUUUGGAAGAAAUUAUUUAAAAACGGGCUAUUUGGAGAAUGUGAUAACUGCUGUAAUAACUGUAAUUACGAUGUAGGAAAUGGUGAUAAUUAUAGUCCGGCACCUUUGCCUCUUUUGCCAUUUCAGCCCUUUCGACCAUUGCCACUGUGGCAAAAUUUACAGCCUUUAUUCGGUCCAAUAAACUAUGACAGCUAUGGCAGGGGUAGUUAUAAUAAUGCCAAUCCUCCGCGUUAUAAUGGUAAUGCUUUUAACAAUCCUCCCAGCUAUGAUAACAAUGUUCCACCUGCACCUGAAGCGGUAUAUGAGAUACCCACAGAACUGCCACCAGCAGAGCCUGACUACAAUGUUAAUAAUAGCCCUGCUGUUGAAGAAUUAUAUGAGCCGCCUGCUGCUGUGCCUGAAAAUACUUAUAGCCCUCCGGAGCCUUCAACAUAUACAAAAGAGGAAACCCCUAAAGCUAACCAAUAUACAAAUGGAAAAGUACCACAAAUUAUAUAUCAACCCAUUAUAUAUGUAUCACCUCAGUAUCAAGGCAAUAAGGACUUAAUCAAACAAAUCCAACAGGAAGAGACUAAAUAUGAUGAAAAACCUAAAGAGGAAUAUAAACCCUUGAGUCCUAGUUAUGAAACGGAAACUGAAAGUGAAUCCGCAUCACCUUCAUAUAGCUCAGAGGCAGAUAGUGAAAAAUCAGAUGACAGUUCUAAAGAUAACUACAAUAAACCGGAACCACAAACUCCUGUUGUAGUAACACCUUGCAGUCAAUCUUAUGCUGUUCCAUCUACACCUUGUUUAAGCCCACCACUCACAAAUCCAGCUGUAUCAACAGUCUCUACUGUUUAUAAUAUUAUUACUCCAUCAUUGCUACAUACUCUAACAGCAGGUCAAAGCCCUUCAUACAUUACUAGUGUAACUGCACCCAAUGUGCCCUGCUCAAAUGAAGAACCUUCAAAGUAUUCCUUAACUCCCUCUAAUGUUAUACCUUUGGAUAGUUAUUCAUUGCCAUCCUCAUCUCCAGCGCCAGCAGCAAUGGCUUACUUGUCACCUCCAGCCCCUAUGACAGCACCAAAACCUGCUCCACCUCCAGCUCCUAUGCCACAAUCCUAUAUACAACCAAUUCACUUGUCAUCUGAUGAUCAACCAUAUCGUGUCUGCCCGGAACUUUUUGAGGAAUAUCAGCGUAAACUAAAUACAAUUUUACCACACAUUCAUGCUGGCCAGGGAGGAAGUACUUUUGUCAAUGCCCAACUAAUACAUUAUUGAUUUUGCUCGGGCUGUGCAGUUUUAAAGAAAUUGUCUCUUGUAUAUGUAUUUUCUAUUUUUAAAAAAUAGGAUUAAUUUGAUUUUAACUUGUA